Molecule: messenger RNA, 7812 nt
Organism: Nerophis lumbriciformis (worm pipefish)
Lineage: Eukaryota; Metazoa; Chordata; Actinopteri; Syngnathiformes; Syngnathidae
Source: RefSeq, a predicted model, not a curated record
AUGAGUCCAUUAAAGAAACAACGGGGACGAUCCCCUUCAUCAUCCCGGGGCCGAGGGGCUCGAAGAAGAGCGGGUGCUAAGCCUCCUCAAGAGAAAGACCCCAAAAAAAUAAAGCGGGACUCACCCGGCAAAACCCCACAGAGCACACCCAGCACUUUCUCGAAGCAGAGCUUACCCUUAGUUGGUGACCUUCAUAACGAGCCGAAUACGGACAAUGAUACCCCCAGGAGGGGUGAGGCGAACGGACUGAGGAAACUGGUCGAGUCAGCUGACAAGGAAGCGCCAAAGACAGUAAAAGAUGUGAUGGCGUGUCGAAGCUCGUCCACCGACUCAGUAGCAUCCCCUACCUCUCCCGCUGCACCACAAAGCACAGCCACGCCACCUCUAGCCGCCAGCCACAACCCCAGCCCGGCCUCGGUGUCUAGCAGAAAAACAGCCACUUUCAAGGCUCGCGUUCCCAAAAAGAAAUACACAUAUGAGCACUUUUCCAACAACUCCACUCCUCCCACCAUCCUUCCUACCUCCAACUCUGCACCCACAGGCAUAACUUCCUGUAAUAGCAACAGCAAAAUCGGUGACAGUGUGAAUCUGACUCUCAAUAAUAUGAAGAACUGCAACAAGGUUAGUCAUAUGAUUAAUAAAAACACCGAUGCUAGUAUAAACGCUACAAAAAAUGACACAAGCAUGGUCAAUAGCAGUGUAAAAAGCAGAAGCAAUGCGUGCUCAGGUAAUCAGUUAUCAGUUCAACAUGUGACCAGCAAAGCCACAGAAGAUUAUGGGGCCCUCAGGACAGUAGCCCCCCGAGAAAAAAUGUCCCAAGUGGGGGAGGCCGAAUCAGACAGGCCCCCCAACUCGGUGCGCUCCUCCUCCACUGAUACAGCCAGCGAGCACUCGGCUGAUUUGGAAAUGAUAGAAGCAAACGGACCAAGCAAUCUGAACACCCCCGCCCCCUUUCUAAACUUGCCGCCCAAGCGAGUCAACGAUACAGGUGGACCUGCUGAAGCACUUGCUACAGGUUUAAAAAACCAGAGGGUUCUGGCUCGCCAGAUAAGGAGCUUGAUGGAGAGCACUGCCGACACUUCUGGGCAAGUGGGGUUCAAGGAAAGGGUCUCUUACCCAGCUUCUCCGGUGUUCAGACCUGGUGUGGUGAGAGGGGUCAGUGGCAAUACAGUUGAAGUUCAACUUCAAGGAAAGGACAUAAUUAUUAGAUAUCCUUUUGAUGGCAGAACCACGAUGACAGCGUCAGGAUCUGGUAGCAUUGUAGAGAUAGUUUUGGAUGAACCCCCACCUGGCUUGUCACCAGUAGCGGUUAGUACCAGAGUCUGUGUGCCCUAUGGCGGAGAGGAGGGGGGCCCUUUGCUAUACAGAGAGGGGGUUAUCUCUCAGGUGGACCCUCACCCAGGUGUCUCGUUCCCCUACCAGGUAGUCCUGAGUGAAGACGGCGAGACCCUGGGUGGCAUGAAUGGCCGUCAGGAGGGAGACAAAAGUAAAGCUCAGACCGUGUGGGUUUCACGACAGAGUCUGAGACUGCUCACCCCUCCCUGGGAUGUCCCGCACUUGGUGGGUGGGGGGGUGCGGGAAAGAGAGCGGGACAGGGAAAGGGAAGAAAGAGAGUGGAGGGAAGAGAUGGAGGUAGAGAGAGAGGUAUGCCAGUUGAGUAGUGGAAUGGGUGUACUGGGAGUUGGAGCAAGGCUGAGCCAUGGCUUGUCUCAUCAAGGGGUUGCCGCAGGGCUUCCCUAUGGAAAUGUACAUCUGCCUCCUCAUCCCUCCUCCGUUACUUCUAGUGUGGGGCCUACCACGGUCUAUUCAGAUAGAGAGAGACAGAAACAUGUAAAUAUCCCGGAAGAAGAUGUUGAGGUAUCUCGUUUCAAUAUGUCUGCUGCACCCAAGAGCAACUCUACAAUGGUUCAGCAAAGAAAUAUAAUUUCCAAGUCCAGUAGCUACCAACCGUCUUCACCCCACCUCUCUGUGGUGAGGGGUUUGGGUCCCUCUCAUUUCACCACCCUAGCAAGCCCCCAGCUUCCCUCUUCGACUGCCUUACCCAGUUCCGAAAUGAACAAAAGUCAGCAAAAUCUACCUCCAGCCAAGAUCACUCCCACUCAGACCCCAACACCCUUUUCAGCGGGGGGGAUUUCCUCUACCUCUUCGCGCUCCAGGACGCCCCUCUCGUUGGCUCACCAGAAAUACAAGAAGGGCGACGUUGUGUGCACCCAGAACGGUAUUCGUAAAAAGUUCAAUGGUAAACAGUGGAGGAGACUCUGCUCCAGGGAGGGCUGCAUGAAAGAAUCUCAGCGUCGUGGCUACUGCUCCAGACACCUGUCGAUGAGGACCAAGGAAAUGGAGGCUGCCGGAGGGACGGAAAGGGUCGGCGGAGGAGGCAGCAGCUCAGGGACUGUGACGCCAUCUGACCUGCGGGGCAGAGCGAGCAGUGAGUUUGAGUGGGAUGAAACAUCCAGGGAGAGCAGCGAGACGAGUAGCAGAGGAGACUCAAGACCACGCUUGCUCCUCCCCUCUGUCUUGCCCCAUGAACUGUCAGCCCGCUUCGACUUUGACGAGUGUGAGGCGGCCACUAUGUUGGUGUCGCUAGGAAGCUCCCGUUCUGGCACACCAUCCUUCUCUCCCAUUUCUAACCAGUCCCCCUUCUCCCCAGCCCCCUCUCCGUCGCCAUCCCCGCUAUUUGGCUUCAGGCCGGCGAACUUCUCCCCGAUUACCGCCUCUCCGGUUCUUCAACACCGGCGGCACAGACAGCCAAGCGGCACGGGGGGAGGAGGGGGAGGGGGCAACAAGGUGACGAACCCAGCCGGGGGAGGAGAGCGGGAGAGACACACUUCAGGCAUCCAGCCGACGUUCCACAGCAACCUCACGUUUACGGUCCCGAUGAGCCCAAGUAAAAGAAAGCCAGACGCACCCCCUCCGCCACCCCUCCCUCUGCACCACAACAAUUACACGCCUAAAACAGAGCUGGAGCAGGGCGACCUCAACAACUCUUUCAGAGUCUUGUCCCCGCAGACACCAGUUUCACAUUCCCACACACCCAGCUUUUCGCGGCCGAGGGGAGCUGCUACCCCUUCCUCGAGCAGGCCCCCAUCGUCCACAGCCACCUCCCCUCCUCCUCUACUAGUGUCCCCGACGCCUCCCUCCCCUCUGACCCCUGACGGAGGGCCUCGUCGCGUGGUCCCUGUUUCCCAGCAGAGCUUGCGGGAUUCCCCCGUCAUUGUGAGAAACCCUGACGUUCCACUGACAAAAUUCAUAGAGUGUCCCGUAGCAAAAGGGAGCGUUAAAGAAGGAGGAGUUGAGCCUCCUUUAACAAAAGAUAAUGGCCUAACCACCUUCACACCUCAACCAAUUUCUGGCCUCCAGGUUCCCGUACCUAUCAAUGCCGCAGCAGCUCCUGUUCCCAAUGGCACCGUUCUUCUCCGAAGUCCAGCACAAACUUUGCUGCUCGUGUCCCCUUCACCGUCUUCUAUACCCACCUCAGACACUCCUGCCCCACUGCAAGCCCUCUCAGUCACUGUCAGCACAACCGUUGCUGCCCCCAUUCCGUGCAGCGUGGACAGCUCUGGGGAACGAGGGGAGACGAGGGUUUUUGAGGGUGAGGUGCAACAACCGGUCCCCUGCCACCCAUCCCCCACGGCGCUGCUUCCUCUGAUCCUGCCCGUGGAGAGCCUUCACCCCACGCCGCGGAAGGACAUCAUUAUGGGACGGCCCGGAACAGUCUGGACCAACGUGGAGCCUCGGUCUGUUCCGGUUUUUCCUUGGCAUUCUUUAGUGCCCUUCCUGGCGCCCACCCAAUCAGAUGCCGCUUCUCAGCCGGGGGAAGGCCAGCAUCCUGUCAGUCACCCUCACGCAGCCACUCUUAAAACCGACUGUCAGGCAGGAGCGGGGCCACCUCCCGAGCCUGCUGAGGCCCCUCAGAUUGUUGAGAGGGGUCCACCAACUCGGCAUGCCACUGCGCCCGAGGAGUCGGAGAGGGAGAAAGUGGACGGGGAGAGGGAAAGGCCUGACAGCGAAACGGAGAGCGACGUGGAUGACCCCUUCCUCCCUGGCGUUGUGCCAGAGCAGCCCCUCUCUACCUCCCCAGUGAAGCGACGUACCCAGUCCCUCAGCGCGCUGCCCAAAGAUGGGGACAAGAGCAGCCCUGGAAAGCGUGAGAAAGACCACAUCCGGCGGCCGAUGAACGCUUUUAUGAUUUUCAGCAAGCGGCAUCGAGCCUUGGUACACCAGCGGCACCCCAACCAGGACAACAGGACUGUCAGCAAGAUUCUGGGCGAGUGGUGGUAUGCCCUUGGACCUAAAGAAAAACAGAAAUACCACGACUUAGCCUUCCAGGUAAAAGAGGCUCAUUUCAAGGCUCACCCUGACUGGAAAUGGUGCAACAAAGACAGGAAGAAGUCCAGCUCUGAAGGUCGUGGCAUCCCCGGAGGCAAAGAUAUCCGUGAGAGGAGCAUGUCUGAGUCUACAGAGCCACAUUCCGUAGAGAUGAAAGGUGUAGUAGGUCCGUGUCUGGUGGGCAUGUCUGAGAGGAGUCAGACAGCGGAGGGUCACAUGAGCCAACUGACGCGACCUAGAGCCUUCUCGCAAAGUGCCGUGCACAGCAUGGAGAGGGGCGACAGGGGCAAUACACAAGCCCUGGCUGAACUGGCUCAGCUGUGUGGGGAUGGAGGCGGGCAGUUUUCCAGCCACACUACAACCCUGUCGCAGUCCCAGCGGGGUGUCAGUGAGGACAUGACCAGCGACGAGGAGCGCAUGGUCAUCUGUGAGGAAGAGGGUGACGAUGACGUCAUAGAGGACCCUUAUCCCAGCGCCUCCAUUGACCUCAAGUGCAAGGAGCGGGUGACAGACAGCGACAGUGAAAGAGGUUCUGGCGACGAGAGCGCUCAAAAGCGAGUCUUCGCCCCUGUCAUCUGCUCCACGGCGUCUUCGUCACAUCAUGGCAGGAGCGUGUCCCUCUCCUCCUUUCCAGCCGGCAAACGCUAUGACGAGGGAAGAUCAGGGUUUUUUUCUGACCCAAGGAAGAGGGGAGAGGGAGAUGUCAAAGACUCUAUCGGGGGUGAGGCGGCAGCAUUGAACCCCUCAUCUGUCUCCCUCUCCUGCAGCCAGUCGGUUAUCUCCGCAUCUGCUUCGCAUCUUGGCAUUGGUGCCGUGCGAGUGGCCUCCACGGUAUUGACUAACGUGAUGAGGCCUGUCAUCAGCACACCGCUUCCCAUCGUCAGCAAACCCCGAGACGGUGCGGCAUCGUCCAGCCCACACCCGCCCGAGAGGAAACCACUGACGCUGCAGCAGCCGCAACUUCUGAUCGGCUCAGGACCAGGAGGCGGUGCCACGUCAGUACCAAGCGGUUACUCCUCUUCCCCGUCACCAAGUCCCGUAGGUGCAGGGGUGGUGACUAAUUUAGUACUGGGAGGCUCUCUGUCAGGGCAGCCCGCAGUGCAGCUAAUCACCCCGCCCCCACAGCCACAGCCCCCAUCUUCCAACAGCCACUCCAAUGGUCCCAUACCUCUACCACUGCUCCAGCCUCAGUUCCUCCCCACCUCCUCCCUAGCGCCCCCUGGAGGUAAGGCCAUCACGCAGGUCCAGUACAUUCUACCCACCCUCCCCGCUAAUCCAAAGAGCCCGCCACAGCAGCUCUGCCAGCCUACCAGUAUCUUCAACUUGCCCGCAGCUCCGCCCACGCACGCGCCCUUGGCCAAUGGGAAACAACAGGGUCAUAGUUCACUCGUGUGUUAUUCGUCCAGCCCAGGAACAAGAGUGCAAACACAGUCGCCAGUGCUCCAGGGUAAAAUGGUCGUCCCCAUGGCGACGGUACGCACGGCACCGGGUCCCGCCCAGCAGUUUCCUAUUGUGGCCCCGCCUCUUCCUGUUCAGAACGGCGCUCCGGCAGGGAGCAAGAUCAUCCAGAUCGCACCCAUGCCUGUGGUCCAGUCGCAGUUGCCUCAGGGAGGGGCGAUCCACUCGGUCAGCCCCUUCCCAGUGACAGUGGCCACAGCUGCGGUUGUUGCUCCUGGGCCUGCGGCCCCCUCACAGGCUGUUCUCCUGCCGCCUCCAACCACCAGGAUCACUUAUGUGCAGUCCACUCCAGGGGUGCCAUCCUCACUGCCAGUAGUGUCCACAACAAAUUCAUCUUCGUCCUCCUGCACCUCUCAGCAAGGGCUACCUCCUCCCAGCUCCGCAUAUGUGCCGCCUUCCCUGGCCACCCUCGGUUUCACUACCAUCCCCCAGCCUGGGCAGACGCUGGUUCAGCCGCUGAUUGCCGGUCAAGCGCCUCUCCUGGCCGCAGCCCCGUCUCCACAGCCCCCCAACUCAGCCCCCAGCCAGAUCGUCACUGCCGUCUACCCGCCCUCACAGAGUGUUACCAUGGCGACAGGGGCGAUCUCCAUGGCGGCCAUGUCACCUAGCGCGACCGUCUACUCCGUCUCCAGCCCCUCCAGCGCUUCCGGCCAGUUCAUGGCCAAACACUCUUCACCGGCUACUGUUGCGGUCAAGCAGCCUCAUCCGGAACAUCACCAGCCGCCUGCGGACAGAGCUGGCGAUAGACAGGCUGAGAGGCAGACGGAGGUGCCUGUGCAGCCUGAACGUCAGGUGCAGUGCUCCAUAGGUAGCGGCUCAGCAGCACCUCCUGGUGGAACCACUAUUGCUGCAAGGCCCUGCAGUCCUCCGCUUCAAAUCCAACCGCCUGCCAGUACAUCCGCCAUACUCAAGCUUAGCCAGCUCCCGAGCCGACCCCCUCAAAAAGUGAAAGCCACUCUGGCCAGCAUACCUGUUGGCAACUACGAGUCAGGGGGUCGCGGGAAAGAACGUGAAAAGGAGCGGGAGAAGGAAAGGGAAAGGGAAGCCUCGGUCGCCGCUUCCAACAGCCACUUUUCUUUUGACGUGGAACCCACAGGACCCACGACUGCUUCCCCUGCUUCACAUUCGGCAGAGGAGCCUCCGUCCUCCGACGGCACAGCAGAAACCACCAGAGAGGCCGAAUGGAAGGAAUCCCUUCCAUCGUCUCCUCUUCCACCUCCAUUAGCCACUGAGCCCCCUCUGCCGCCCCCUCACACCGACAAAGACGGGCCAGCGCCAAAGAAGAUCAAAGCCCGCCCUCCACCACUAAAGAAGACGUUUGACUCUGUGGACAAGUCGGGAAGGGUGCUGUCGGAGGUCUACUUCGAGGAGCGCUUCGCCGAGCUGCCUGAGUUUCGGCCCGAGGAGGUCUUGCCGUCGCCCACGCUGCAGAGCCUCGCUACGUCGCCACGUGCCAUUCUGGGAAGCUAUCGUCGCAAAAGGAAGAAUUCAACCGACUUGGACUCGGCCACUGAUGAUCAAGUGUCUCCAAAAAGGAAGAGUCGGCGGCGCUCCAGCUGCAGCUCAGAGCCCAACACGCCUAAAAGCGCCGCCAAGUGCGAGGGCGACAUCUUCACUUUCGACCGACCAGGCACCGAUGGCGAGGACAUCCUAGCCGAGCUGGAGUUUGACAAAGUGCCGUACUCAUCCUUGCGGCGGACGUUGGACCAGAGAAGGGCACUGGUCAUGCAGCUGUUCCAAGAACAGCAAGGCUUCUUUCCAUCAGCUCAAGCCACAGCCGCCUUCCAGACCAGGUACUCGGACAUAUUUCCCACCAAGGUGUGUCUGCAACUGAAAAUCAGGGAGGUCCGACAGAAGAUCAUGCAGACGGCCACCCCGGCCGACGCCGCCUGUCUCGCCGUUCCCAUAGACUCCUUGCCAGGACCUUCCGGCGCCCAGUCGGGGGACGGACCCGGGAGAGAGGACGAGGACACGGAACCAGGGACCGAGGACGAUCCCGGAGAUUCACAGGACUCUUCCAGAUGA